Molecule: messenger RNA, 2487 nt
Organism: Episyrphus balteatus (marmalade hoverfly)
Lineage: Eukaryota; Metazoa; Arthropoda; Insecta; Diptera; Syrphidae
Product: mucin-2-like
Exons: 1
Coding region: 21-2462 (813 amino acids)
Source: RefSeq, a predicted model, not a curated record
UUUGUCUUCAAGUUCACACUAUGAAGGUGAUAGCAGCAGUAAUACUGCUAGUGGUGGUCCUGGUCGAUGUCAAAGCCCAGGAAAUUUCUAGGCUUGAAAAUUCAUUGCCAUCAGAACUUAUAAAAACGGUUGAUGGGCAAAUUCGUGAUAAGAGGAAUAUUGUGAGACAUCCAUUAUGGCCCCAUCGACCAAUUAUUCCACCACGACCAAUUAUUCCACCACGACCAAUUAUUCCACCACACCCAAUUGUUCCACCACAUCAUCCAAUCAACCCUCCAUGGCCAUUUUGGACAACAACAACUACAACCAGAAGACCAACAACAAAAAGGCCAACCACAACUAGAAAGCCAACCACAACGAGGAAGCCGACAACGACUAGAAAACCAACCACAACUAAAAAGCCAACCACCACUAGGAAGCCAACAACUACAAGGAGGCCUACAACGACUAGAAAACCAACCACGACAAGAAAGCCAACUACAACUAGAAGGCCAACUACGACACCUAAGCCAACCACAACUAGAAGGCCAACCACGACACCUAAGCCAACCACAACUAGAAGACCAACUACGACAAGAAAGCCAAUUACAACUAGAAGGCCAACCACAACACCUAAACCAACCACAACUAGAAGACCAACUACGACACCUAAGCCAACUACGACACCUAGGCCAACUACGACACCUAAACCAACUACGACACCUAGGCCAACUACGACACCUAGGCCAACUACGACACCUAAACCAACUACGACACCUAAACCAACUACGACACCUAAACCAACUACGACACCUAGGCCAACUACGACACCUAAACCAACUACGACACCUAGGCCAACCCCGACACCUAAACCAACCACUACUACACCAACGCCGACAACGCCUACUCCAACAACUUCAGGGCCCAAACCAACCACUGCAAAGCCAACUCCAACAAGACCUGACCCUUCAACUUCCGGGCCGGAUUUAACAACAACAACGUCAAGUCCUAUAACAACUACACCAACAACAUCAACAACACCAUGUUUCACAAUGCCAUCGACGACGACAACGACACAAACUCCACUUACAACUCAAGAACCAGAAACAACUGCAAAAGAAGAAGACCCAACUGAAACAACGGAAUCUCAGUCUACAGAAACCUCCGAUGAACCACAAACAACUGAAGAGGCAGAAACAACCGAAGCAGCUGAAACAACCGUAACAGAACCAACUGAAACAACAGAACCACAAUCAACAGAAUCAUCAGAGGAACCACAAACAACUGAAGAUGAAGAAACAACCGUGACUGGUGAAGACCCAACUGAAACAACAGAACCGCAAUCAACAGAAUCAUCAGAGGAACCACAAACAACUGAAGAGGCAGAAACAACCGUGACUGGUGAAGACCCAACUGAAACAACGGAACAUCAAUCAACAGAAAUGUCGGAGGAACCACAAACAACUGAAGAGGCAGAAACAACCGUUACAGAAGUCGACUCAACUGAAACGACCGAACCACAAUCAACAGAAACGUCGGAGGAGCAACAAACAACUGAACCAGCUGAAACAACCGUAACAGAAGAAGACCCAGCCGAAACAACAGAACCGCAAUCAACAGAAUCAUCAGAGGAACCACAAACAACUGAAGAGGCAGAAACAACCGUGACUGGUGAGGAUCCAACUGAAACAACGGAACAUCAAUCAACAGAAAUGUCGGAGGAACCACAAACAACUGAAGAUGCAGAAACAACCGUGACUGGUGAAGACCCAACUGAAACAACGGAACAGCAAUCAACAGAAACUUCGGAGGAACCACAAACAACUGAAGAAGAAGAAACAACCGUAACACAAGAAAACCCAACCGAAACAACAGAACCUCAAUCAACAGGAACAUCGGACGAACCGCAAUCAAAAGAACCAGCAGAAACAACCGUGGCUGGCGAAGACCCAACAGAAACAACAGAACCUCAAUCUACAGCAACACCAGAUGAACCACAAACAACUGAAGAAGCAGAAACAACUGUAGCACAAGAGAACCCAACUGAAACAACAGGACCUCAAUCAACAGCAUCACCAGAUGAACCACAAACAACUGAAGCUGUACAAACAACGGAGAACUCACAGUCUACUGAGGACCAACCAUCUACAGCAACCGAAGAUGAACCCUCAACUGAGACAUCAGAAACAACAUCAACAGCACAACAGGAAACAACUGCUACACAAGAACAGGAUUCAACUGCCCAAACUGAGGAGACAACAACAAGUCAGCAGCAAUCUACUCAAUCUUCUACCGAAGGGCAGACUUCAUCUGACGAAUCGACAAAUUCUACCCAGACAACAACUACUGGACAACCAACGAGCACUAUUUCUGAACAACCAUCCACUGGAUCAACAACUGUAGCACCAACACCGUCUCCACCAUGCCGCUAUCCAAUUUUGGCAGUUUUCUUAACAUGGUGGCCAUUUUGUUGUCAACAAUAAAAAAUAAAAGCAUAAAUUAAACGAA